GGGACGAGGUGACUGACUGUGCAGAAUACAGACUGCAAUGCUGUCAGGAACCUGCAAAACAAGAAGGGAUGGAAUUCUCAGACAUCUACCAGGGAAGCACAGUUCCCUACAGGUUGAGGAACACCAAGCCCGAUACACCAUAUACAUUCCGCGUGGCCGUGCGAGCAGAAGGCGAGAAAACCUGGAGCUUGUGGAGUGCCUGUCACGUUACCAUGACCAUGCUCGGUCACUAUGAGUGGGAAACCUGUAAACGACCACACUAUGCUGUCAGCGAUCAGAAUAAGCUGGCUUCAAAACUCUCUGCACAGACACAGUGCAUUUUCUCACGAGAUCGCACCUACACUUGUGGCCAACUCCUCAUAUUCAGGAUCGUAGAGCAAGGCAAACCGCACAUGAGUGAUGGUGUCGGAUUAGUUGUGCAGCCCAGGCAGGCGAACGAGGAUGAAGAAAUGACCAUCAACAGUCUGAUGGGUAACGGUGCUUUCUGCGUGAGCAGCUCAGGCCAAGUCUACAUCAAUGGCAAGGAGAUGGUGACACGCUUUCCCACCCUGACUGCUGGCAUGAACAUCAUGUACCACACAGAGGUGCUGCCCUCUGUCGACAAGGUGCGAGUCAGCGUCGAGGUGGCGGAGAAACAAGUGACGUUCGACUGGGUGACCGACUUCAACCGAGGUAAGCUGGAUGAGAAGAAGCUCUUCUUUGGCGCCUGUUUCAAGUAUCCCGGAUGGAAGCUGUCUGUUCAGUAGCAAUAGGGAACGACUGAAACGUGCAUGUGUCAAUACUAAUGGUCUUAUUCCAAUGGGUGCCCUGAACAAAUCAGCAGAUUAAUUGACAUCUGAUUGCUAACUAGGGAGUUCGUGUACGGAAGCAGUAGAGGCAUUGACCUGGCCUCGCAUGCCCGCACGUGCAUAAUAUAGUGUGCACUUUUUGUCAAUAUACUGCAUAUAUCUAUGCAUAACCUGCGUAAAAAUAUGAUACCUUGAGAUAAUUUUUCAUCUGAAAUUCGGAAAGAAACUCACAAAUAGUUUCCAUUAGAUCCUGCUCGUUUAGCUCAUGAAUGCAUAAUAUCAUGCAAGCAGUUUUGCAUACUGGAUGGUUAACUAGACAGUAGGCACAGAUGCUCUCAUACCUCGUAAAGACCAAUGAAUGACAGCAAUAAUUAGGCAUUGUAGCACACUAAGAAGUAAUUAUAACUCGAGUAAUGCUCAUGGUUGCUGUCAUAGAGAUCAGAGUUUGAUGCUAAUAUAAGUUGGCAGGUACCGGGGGCAAAGUUGCCUGUGUUUGAUGGUAAUAGAUGUAUAAUUUAGAUUUUAGUAGAGGUGGCCGGAUAUACAAUUUGCUCAAUACAUGUUGCCACAUUCCUUCCUAUCGAUGUUGUACUCUUCUCUCAGAAAAUAUUGAAUUUUCUGUAUUUUCUGUAGUUCGCCGUUUGGAAACUAACAUGAGGCAAUCUCCACAACGUCGUGUUAGUAACAGUUGUAGCCAGCUGUGAAAUGUCAGAAAUUAACAAUGCCCAAUGAUAUUGUAUACCUCAUCAUGUGCUAUGACAUGUGACAUGCCGAUGACGGUUUAGCUUGGCAGUAGUAAUGUGACAUUGUGACAAUGGUUUGAUGUUGUCACUUUUUCAGAAUUAUUGCGUGAUGGCAGCCAUAAGCCAUUUCAAUUGAUUCCCUCAUGGCCCUGUCACACCUUGACGACUUACCAACGAAAGCCAGCGUAUACUGACGUAUGAAAAAUUUGGUGAAUACGCUGGCGUACGUCAAAUAAGUUAUGGGUAAGCUUUGUAUAAG
Molecule: messenger RNA, 1790 nt
Organism: Priapulus caudatus
Lineage: Eukaryota; Metazoa; Priapulida; Priapulimorpha; Priapulimorphida; Priapulidae
Product: cytokine receptor-like factor 3
Exons: 5
Coding region: 69-746 (225 amino acids)
Molecular function (GO): protein binding
Source: RefSeq, a predicted model, not a curated record